Messenger RNA from Erythranthe guttata (spotted monkey flower), 3575 nucleotides. RefSeq names its product kinesin-like protein KIN-5C. Gene Ontology annotation, molecular function: ATP binding; microtubule binding; plus-end-directed microtubule motor activity. NCBI's taxonomy places the organism in Eukaryota, Viridiplantae, Streptophyta, Magnoliopsida, Lamiales, Phrymaceae. Gene Ontology annotation, biological process: microtubule-based movement; mitotic spindle assembly; spindle elongation. Gene Ontology annotation, cellular component: spindle microtubule; mitotic spindle. The record is from RefSeq and is a predicted model, not a curated record.
UCGGUGAACACCAACCGUCGGAUCAAAUUUUUUACCGAUUCGAUCUAAGACAGCCAAUAAGCACAAGAGCGGACCUCAAAAUUUGAAAUCAUCAGAACCCCGCUCUCCUUUUUUUCCUUUUUCACUUUUCCAUUCUCUCUCACACACAAAACACACACUCGGAGGAGUCGACUCUGAUUAUUGUACCAUAGACGACAAACUUCACACACACACACUGACACACACACUCGACGAUGUCGUCUCGUCAUGAAAGAGAGAAGGGUGUGAAUGUCCAGGUUCUCCUUCGUUGCAGACCGUUUAGCGACGACGAGUUGAGGAACAAUGCGCCGCAGGUGUUGACGUGUAAUGAAUACCAGAGAGAGGUCGCCGUCUCGCAGAAUAUCGCCGGCAAGCAUAUUGAUAGGGUUUUUGUAUUCGACAAGGUGUUCGGACCUAAUGCCCAACAAAAGGAUCUAUACGAACAAGCAGUUAUUCCAAUAGUAAAUGAGGUAUUGGAAGGUUUCAACUGUACAAUCUUUGCCUAUGGACAAACUGGCACAGGAAAGACGUACACCAUGGAAGGGGAAUGCAAGAAAUCUAAGAGCGGUCCAAAUGGAGAAUUACCUUCAGAAGCAGGAGUCAUUCCGCGAUCAGUAAAGCAAAUAUUUGACACAUUAGAGGGUCAAAAUGCAGAAUACAGUGUGAAAGUCACUUUUUUGGAAUUAUAUAAUGAAGAGAUUACUGAUUUGUUAGCCCCUGAAGAUAUAUCUAAAGUUGCAAUGGAAGACAAGCAGAAGAAACAAUUGCCACUUAUGGAAGACGGGAAAGGCGGUGUGCUUGUGAGAGGUCUAGAAGAAGAAAUUGUAACUAGUGCCAGUGAAAUUUUUACUUUACUUGAAAGGGGAUCUGCUAAACGUCGAACUGCAGAGACCUUACUUAACAAACAAUCCAGUCGAUCACAUUCUCUAUUUUCCAUUACAAUACACAUAAAAGAAUCGACCCCUGAAGGUGAAGAACUCAUAAAGUGCGGGAAGUUGAAUUUGGUUGAUUUGGCUGGUUCCGAGAACAUCUCCCGUUCUGGUGCAAGGGAGGGAAGAGCAAGAGAAGCUGGAGAAAUUAAUAAAAGCUUGCUUACAUUAGGAAGAGUAAUAAAUGCUCUGGUCGAACAUCUUGGUCAUAUUCCUUACAGGGACAGCAAACUCACACGUUUGCUUCGUGAUUCGUUGGGUGGAAGAACAAAGACAUGUAUUAUUGCUACAGUUUCACCAGCUGUUCACUGUCUUGAAGAGACCCUUAGCACAUUAGACUAUGCCCACAGGGCUAAGAACAUUAAGAAUAAGCCUGAGGUGAAUCAGAAAAUGAUGAAAUCAACUCUAAUCAAGGAUCUCUAUGGUGAGAUAGAACGACUUAAAGGAGAGGUUUAUGCUGCACGGGAGAAAAACGGGGUGUACAUUCCUAAAGAACGAUACUAUCAAGAGGAGAGUGAGAGAAAGGCAAUGGCUGAUCAAAUUGAACAAAUGGGAAUGACAACAGAAAACCAUCUGAAGCAAAUAGAAGAGUUACAAGGAAAAUAUGAUAGUCAGGUCCGGGAGUGCUGUGAUUUGAGCAACAAACUUGAUGCAACCCAGAAAGAUUUGAACGUGACAAGCAAGUUGUUGGCCAACACUGAGGACAACUUAAAGCGGUGUCAGUAUUCCCUAAAGGAGCGGGACUUCAUCAUUUCUGAACAGAAGAAAGCCGAAAAUGCGCUGGCUCAUCAAGCAUGUAUUUUACGGGCUGAUUUGGAGAAGUCUCAAAAGGACAACACUUCACUAUUUCUUAAACUUGCUAGAGAGGACGAAUUGAAUGCUGAUAACAGGUCGACUGUGAACAGUUUUCAAGCUGAUCUUGCUCAGCAGCUAGGUACACUUUGUAGCUCACUUGCUGCAUCUGUAACUCAACAGGGUAAACACCUGGCGUGUGUUGAGAAUCUCUGUAAUUCUUUUAUCCAAGUACAUGAUAAGGUUUCUGUAGAAUUAAAGCAGAAAGUAAGUUCUUCGAGGGCUUUGUAUGUCUCUCAUUUCGAGUCUGUACAAAAUGUUGUCCGCUUGCACAAAGCUGGUGCUAAUGCUGAUUUAGAGGAACUCUCAGCUUUGGCUUCCGCCAAUUCACAGUCAAUUGAAGAAUUUUUAGCAGCUGAGGCUGUUGAAGCAAAAGCAAUUUUUGAUGACCUUCAGGAAACUCUAUCAAGCCAUCAAGGUGAAAUGGCUCACUUAGCAAGAGAGCUUCGACAGAGAUUUCUUGUCAGUAUAGAGCACCUGACAACAACCUCAGAUUCUGUUCAUGGAUUUCUUGAUGAGCUUCUGAAAGAAUCAAAAAAGCUUGAAUGUCACACCACUGAAGUUGAUGAAAUUCAGACGAAGUGCAUUGCUGAAUUGCGCAACGCUUAUGAGGAACAAUCAAGGUCGGAAGCGGAAAAGCUUAUUGCUGAUAUGACGUCUCUAGUUUCUGAUUGCAUGCGUCGUCAGAAAGAGAUGGUGGACGCAAAGCUGGAUGAUAUGAUGGACAGUGCAACUGGAAAUAAAAUGUUUUUGGAUGGACAUCUUUUAACAAUUGAUGGCAUUACAACAGAUUUAAAAAGGAAAUGGCAGGAUUGUUUUGUCAAGGCAGAGACUAGUUUCAAGGAUAAUGCUGAUUUCUCUGCAGCUAAGCAUUGUCGUAUGGAGUUACUUUUACAGAAAUGUGUGAAUACUUCUGAUACGGCUCUGAAGCGGUGGCAAAGAACACAAGAGUCAUUGAAUGACAUGGGAAAUCAACAUGCCUCUGCUAUUACCUCACAUGUUAGGGAUAUGUGGUACAAUAAUGAACAACAUGAUGCUGAAAUUGGAUCUGCUCUAGUUAUUGUUGAGGAUGAUAUCCAAACGAAUAGCGAAGCUACCAUUCAGUGUCUCAAUGGUUUGUCGGAACAAGAAAAAUUAUCCGUUUCUAAAAUAUUGGAGAACUCAAGAAAUCAUUCGGAAACGCUCGAGAAUCUUCUCAAGGAUCAUUCCCAGCAGUCAGCGUGUAUCGAACAGCAUGCUGCCGACACUUUCCGGCAAAAAUAUAUGGAUUACGAGCCGACGGGCAGUACACCAGUUAGGUGUGAGGCGGAUAUUCCGAGCAAGGUCACCAUCGAGUCGCUACGGGCAAUGCCUACAGAGGCACUCGAAGAAGAAUUUAGGGAAAAUAAUUCAUUCGACUCGUUUCAUGUAAAAGAAGUAAAGCCAACACUCAUUCCUCGUGCGCCAUUUUCACAGAUCAACCAGUAGCUGCCUGCCAUGUUGCAUGAUUCUUUGUAUUUCUACUUUUCAUGUAUAAUACAUACAUAAUACACUAACUUCAGACAGAUGUGAUUGUGGACUGUGUUGUGUUGUAGGCGCUCAUCAAUUAAAAUUAAUCCCUUCUCGGGAUUUACUUUAUAUUGUAAGCUAGCUUCUUCUCACUGUUGUUUAUCUGUUUUUAUUUAUGAAAAUUGUUGGGAAAUAGUUCAGAUUGAAAUUCUCAGAGUUAGGUCUCUUUGUAAUUGUUCAGCUUCAAGAUUGAAUAUGAUCUAUUUAUUUCCUACUUUUAUUCAUAAA